AUGAGAAUUCAUUCAUGCCAUUUUUGCUCCUCGCCUAUAUAUCCAGGCCAUGGAAUAACGUUUGUCAGAAAUGAUGGUAAGGUGUUUAGAUUCUGCAGAUCUAAGUGUCACAAGGCAUUCAAGCAGAGAAGAAACCCAAGAAAGUUGAAAUGGACUAAGGCAUUUAGAAAAUCUGCAGGAAAGGAACUUGCUGUGGAUAGUACAUUAACAUUUGCAAAGAGAAGAAAUGUGCCAGUGAGGUACAACAGAAAUCUCGUGAAGACGACGCUGAAUGCAAUGCAAAGAAUAGAGCAAAUCAGACGCAGAAGAGAAAGAGCCUUCUACAAGAACAGAAUGAAGGGUAACAGAGAGAGACAGUUUGCGUUGGACAAGAAGUUGGUGGAGGAGAACCCAGAAUUAUUGAGAAUGAGAGAUGUGGAACUAAAGGACAAGCAGCUAAAGGAACAGGCAAAGGAGGACCAAGAAAUGGAAAGUGCAGAGGAGAACGACGAAAGCGAGAUGGAGACUACAGACGAGGAGCAGGAAGAAGAGAAAUUGGCUGCCAAGAUCUUGUUAAAGAACAAGAGAAAGACCAGGGUCAAGUUCUAA
This is a messenger RNA of Brettanomyces bruxellensis, 588 nucleotides long. RefSeq names its product ATPase-activating ribosome biosynthesis protein (gene RLP24). Bases 1 to 588 code for a protein of 195 amino acids. Gene Ontology annotation, cellular component: nucleolus. The transcript has a single exon. NCBI's taxonomy places the organism in Eukaryota, Fungi, Ascomycota, Pichiomycetes, Pichiales, Pichiaceae. Gene Ontology annotation, biological process: ribosomal large subunit biogenesis. The record is from RefSeq and is a predicted model, not a curated record.